Anneissia japonica is the source of this 3026-nucleotide messenger RNA. RefSeq names its product NACHT, LRR and PYD domains-containing protein 3-like. Bases 339 to 3026 code for a protein of 895 amino acids. Lineage: Eukaryota; Metazoa; Echinodermata; Crinoidea; Comatulida; Comatulidae. The record is from RefSeq and is a predicted model, not a curated record. The transcript has 2 exons. Gene Ontology annotation, molecular function: protein binding.
CAAGGAUUGCAGAGAAAAAGCUGUAGCGACUGUGCAGCAAUUGUAUGGAAACCGAGCUUUAACAGCAUUAAAAGUAAAAUGAAACAUGAGCAUAAUAUGUAGUGUGUCACUACAGUAAAUUGUAGUUUAAUAUACAAAAUGUACCUUAAUUGUUUAUUAAUGAAUAUAUUUUUGCAGGUAAUGGCGAUAGAUUGCAAUCAAGCACACAUCAACAACUACCAAGUCAAGACGAGGUUAUUAAAAACUAUCUACUAAGAACUCAACAGCAAUUGUGCUGCAAUGCCAUCCAGUUCACACCAGCAACUUUGAAUACUAGAUACAAAGUAGACAUUGCCCACAUGUUCACUGAUCUGGAUCUACUCAAAGAAAAUGAAAAGAAGCAAGAUGUCAAGCCUACAACUUUGAACGAGGUUUUAAAUAUUAUAAAAUCCACACCUGCAUGUAAAGUUUUAAUAGAAGGUGAGGGUGGUAUUGGCAAAUCAACCCUUCUCCGGUAUAUAGCAUACAAUUGGGCCACAGAAUCAGACAAAACCUUCAAAGGUAAAAUAGUCUUUCUUGUCAAAAUAUCCACUAUUGACAAAAGUGAAACCUUUUUGGAUGGUAUUUUAAAACAAAUAGACAUAGAGGAUUUUUAUCUUGAAACAAAUCUUUCUCAAGAUCCUGUAUUGGUUAAACGAUUUAUUAGGAAUCACGAUAAUGACAUUGUAUUGUUAUUAGAUGGAUUAGAUGAAUUGAAAGAGGGUAGUAAGAGUCCAAUAUGCUUAUUCAAAAAAGAAAAAAUGCUUAAAUGCAAAGUAAUACUUACAACAAGAUCUGAAAAUAUAGAUGAGUUUGUUAAAGAGAGUAGCAUACAUGUGAAAGUGAAGGGAUUCAGUGAAGUUAAUGUAAGAAAUUAUAUUAAGAAACAUUUUGAGUAUUUUAAAGAACCUGCAUUAGGAGACUCACUUUUGGAUGAGUUGGAGCUGAUUUCAGGAUUUAAAUAUAAACAUGUGGACGUCAAAGAAAUGUGUAAAAAUCCAAUGUUGCUUCUAUCAGUAUGUAUUAUGUGGGAAGAAAGGCAACACCUUCCAGCUGAUAAAGCUGAUCUCUUUAAAGAGAUUUUUAGAACCAUCUUGAAUCAGUUCAUUGAAAAACAAGCAGAUAAGGAGCAAAAAAUCUCAGUAUUCAAAAAUAUUCCACAGAAGUAUGUUGAACCGAUGCUGCUGUUAGGGAAGUGUAUGUAUAAUGGCUUAAAACGAAAUCAACUUUCAAUAAACAAAGCAGAAAUGGAAGGAAGAGAAGAAAUGGUUGCCUUAGCUUUAAAACUGGGAUUUGUGUACAAAGAUACACCGAACCUAAAGUCUGAUUUUGAAGAGAUUUUUACAGCUCCUCACAAAUUAAUAGUAGAGUCAUUGGUAGGAUUUUACUUAUGCAAACUAUGUCAGGCAGCAGGAUUGGAGAGUGAGUGCUCAGUAGGCAUGAAAAGGUUACUUCAGCAAUUGGAUGAUAAUGAAUGGAAGAUUAUAAGAGAAAAUACACACUUGCAAAAUGCAAGAGUGUUUGCAAUUGGAUUUCUAGGUACUGGUGCUGGCAUGUUUUUUAAUCACUGGAUAACAAACAAUCCAUCAACAUAUCGCUCUUUAAGGCUACAUUUUAAAUUUGUGAAAAUAGAGCACAGGUGUACUGUAGUAAAGGAACUAUUUGAUGAAAUGACUAAGAAAAAUUUAGAAAUAAUGCCACACAUAAAUGACAUAUGUGAAUCACUAAGAAAAGUUAUCCAUCACUUCAUAUCUGAUGUAAAGGUCAAUCAAAUUGAAAAUUUUCUUCAAAUUAUGCAAAUUUUCAGUACAAGUUCAAAGUUUUCUGGACAAAUUGGUAGAGAUAAUUUCGAGUCUUGGUUGGAAACCUAUUCUGGUAAGGAAAUGUCAUCUGAAGAAAAAUGCAAAAUGAUUGCCCACAUAAUGAUUGCUGUAUCAGAUCAAAGUGAUAUUUUGCAUAUAGCAAGUAAAAUAUGUGGUGAUGAUAUUAAAUGCCUAACAGAAGAAUGUCAAAAACUGAAUUUCAAAUAUGAUAUAACACAAUUUGAAUUGCAUAGCUUAAGUACUGCUUCUUUUAUAAUUCAUUUGUUUAGUUUUGCACCACAACUUUACUCAUUGAACUGCUCCCCAUGUUGUAUUACAGGUGCUAUUAUGAAUGAUGUGAUGAAAGAGUGUUGUAGUAGAAGAAUCAAGUUAGAAUUAAAGGAGCUUUAUAUUAGAGAUAAUAAUCUCGGUGACAUUGAUGGUUCAUUAUUAGCAUCUUUAUUAGUUAUUUCUCCUACUCUGAGUACUCUUGACAUGAGUGGUUGCAGUUUAUCAGGUGUAAUUGUGAAUGAUAUGAUAAGAGAGUGUUGUAGUGCAGGAGUCAAGUUAGAAUUAAAGAAGCUUGAUAUCAGUGGUAAUAAUCUCGGUGACAUUGAUGGUUCAUUAUUAGCAUCUUUAUUAGUUAUUUCUCCUACUCUGAGUACUCUUUACAUGAGUGGUUGCAGUUUAUCAGGUGUAACUGUGAAUGAUAUGAUGAGAGAGUAUUGUAGUGCAGGAGUGAAGUUAAAAUUAAAGAAGCUUGAUAUCAGUGGUAAUAAUCUCGGUGACAUUGAUGGUUCAUUAUUAGCAUCUUUAUUGGUUAUUUAUCCAACUCUGAGUACUCUUGACAUGAGUGGUUGCAGUUUAUCUGGUGUAACUGUGAAUGAUAUGAUAAGAGAGUGUUGUAGUGCAGGAGUGAAGUUAGAACUAAAAGAGCUUGAUAUCAGUGGUAAUAAUCUCAGUGACAUUGAUGGUUCAUUAUUAGCAUCUUUAUUGGUUAUUGCUUCUCCACAGUUUAUUCUUAACAUGAGUGGUUGCAGUUUAUCAGGUGUAAUUGUGAAUGAUAUGAUGAGAGAGUGUUGUAGAGCAGGAGUCAAGUUAGAAUUAUUGAAGCUUGAUAUCACUGGUAAUAAUCUCAGUGACAUUGAUGGUUCAUUGAUUGUAUCAUUUUAUGAAUUGCUUCUGAACUUUUCUAUUUAUCAAUAA